Messenger RNA from Talaromyces atroroseus, 2988 nucleotides. RefSeq lists its product as hypothetical. The coding region runs from base 1 to 2988 and encodes 995 amino acids. The record is from RefSeq and is a predicted model, not a curated record. Gene Ontology annotation, molecular function: protein dimerization activity. The transcript is spliced from 2 exons. Gene Ontology annotation, biological process: positive regulation of transcription by RNA polymerase II; SREBP signaling pathway. NCBI's taxonomy places the organism in Eukaryota, Fungi, Ascomycota, Eurotiomycetes, Eurotiales, Trichocomaceae.
AUGGAAGAAUCCUUAGAGACCGUUUCACCUCUUGGGGUCUCCAGCAAUUCUCAAGAUCAGGACUGGUCACAAUGGAUGCAGUGGGACUGGGAUGACACAGGCUCCAAUACCAUAUCAAAAAGUGACAUCGACUCAUCGGACCAGAGUCCAAGACUCAGUCUACCGACCAUUGACAAGAUCGACUUUGCUCCGAGCUCCUUGCCCUUAGGGGCUAAUCUUAUAUCACCACCAGAAGGCCCCAUUCCGGCCUCUUGGGCUCGGCGCAAAAACGGGGGCGCUAAAAAGCCAGUUGCAAACAACCUGUCAGGUCGGAAGCGGAAGACCUCGAGCGAGGACGAUGCUGGUUCUGUUGGAGCCGAUGAUGAUUCACCUCCAGAGGCCAAGCCUACAUCAAAGAAACGUUCGCACAACGUCAUUGAGAAGCGCUAUCGAGCUAAUCUCAAUGACAAAAUUACAGAGCUCAGAGACAGUGUUCCCAGUUUGCGCGUGUUAACUAGAGAGAACAAUGGGGGGACUUCGGCGCAUGAUGACGAUAUUUUAACGGGAAACAAGCUAAACAAGGCGUCCAUUCUUUCCAAAGCAACAGAGUAUAUCCGUCAUUUGGAGCUAAGAAAUACUCGUCUGGAAGAAGAGAACAGGGCCCUGAAAAUAAGAUUGCGUGACCUUGACAAGGCUGUGAUGAUAGAACAAUCGGCAUCCACUUCUGUUGGAUCCGCCUCAUCGCCGGACAGCUAUUCGGGGACGAUCGACAGCUUGGAGUCACCACCAAGUGUCUUCUCACAUACGGAGGAUUUGACGCACUCACAAAAGGAAUCAGGCUCCAGUCAUCCGCCUGAAGGCUUGAUUAAAGUUCCAGAUUAUAUCAAAAGAAUGCGAGCCAAGGCACCCACGCAAGGUGCCUUCGCUGAGUCUUACAUCAAAGACGAUCCAAAGCCCCAACAACAUAAUGAGCAUGUGCGCAGAGGUAUGACUCCUGGAAGUAAGCUCUUCCUCGGAACUCUUGCAGGCUUGAUGGUUGUGCAGACUAUCACGACAAACGAAGAUUCCGAGUCCACCGAAAAGGGACUGCUGGCCGUCCCAACGAAUAUACUCGGUGACUUUAUAGCCACUCACUUUACAACGAUGCGGACAUCAUUCCUAUUCUGGGGAGAAAACUCAGGUCUAUGGCGUGCAUGGCAAGUUAGAGCCAUAUUGAACGUAUUCCUGACUGCCUGUCUUGUUGUAGGCAGUGCCUUUUUCGUCUUUCUCUACUUAUUUUACGCUCGUCCGAAAUCCCAGGAUGACACACAAAAGGUCUCAGCAGCAGGAGUCAAGAUGACGCCAGCAGAAAUAAAAAGACAAGCCUGGUUAACAAGUAUGCAAAGGCUUGGUGUACCUCGGCAUCGUUUUUUUCUGGAGUGGUUCGCUGUCACCUGCAGAUGGGUUGAAUACAGUGCCUGCUGCCUACUGGGUCGAAGAAUGUAUUCCCGGAUUACUGGAACCACCGAGGAGGACGAAAAGGGUCGGAUCAAAACUUGGGAUAUUGCAAUCGAUGCUCAAUUAGCAGGUGGGGAUGCUGAAGUCAGUAAAUCACGCCUCACCCUUACCAUCUUCGCAUCAGGUACUCUACCGCGCAAUCCAGGAAGAAUCAUGCUGAAAGCGCUUCACUGCCGCAUUUUGCUUUGGCGAGUUGGCGAGCCAGGCUCUUUCAUUUCCAAAGUUGCCAAUAAUGUGGGCCGUGUUGUUGCAACUUAUCAGUGGAAUAUAGCGCGAAACCUGAAUCGGCGCUUGCCGAAAAAUCAUCCAGAUGCUCUUCCAAGCAAUUUAGCUGCGCUCAUCGAGCUUGAGUGUAACGAUGUUUUACUUGACCCUAUUGUUCAACGCGCUGUGAAUCUUACCUGGAGUCGGCCAACCCAGGAAGGGCUUGACGAGGACGAGGCACUUCUCGACGUCGUAGCCGACGAUCCAGCGGUUCAAACAUUCGUAGACAGCAUUGCAGCCUGGUGGUCAAGCCACCUACUGCAAAAUGCUCUACUUCAUUCAUUUGAUGUCGGGUCUGGCGGGAACAACGUCAAGAAAAGUCUUCAGAGACAAAUCGAUCUUGCCUUGAAAGUUGCUCCUCGCCUAUCUGCUGCACAUACUAGGGCAGCGGCUAUCAGGGCCGUCUUAUUUGAACAGAAUCGACUUUACGACAUCAAAUCGGUCCUCACUGCGCUGCCAUCGAAGAAGCACCAAAAGUCGCAGGUCUCAAAUUUCCUUGAUUCAUCAUUGCCCAUGGCUGUGCGCGAGGAGAUUGCAAUCGCUGUUCGCUGUGCAAUGAUUGCAGCCAUCAUAAAAGCGCGAACUACAAAUGACACGUCUUUCCCGUCACAUCUAACCAUCCGAAAGGCCAUCAAUUGGCUCAACCAGCUUCCGCUUGAUCCCAUCGAACUAACCCUCGUCAGCUUUGCGGCGGUAUACCACUUGCUUCAUACCGUCGUAGCUUAUGGCGAUCUUCUAUCCUCUUCCUCCGCCUCUUCACCAUCAUCCGACUUCUCAGUAUCCACGACCAAGUCAGCGCCACCUUCGCUACUCAAGGAUAACCCAUCUCGCCCAUCGUCGCCUUCCGCAGCACAAACCAUAAGCAACCCCAGACGUGUACGUUCAAACAGCACUUCGGAGCCCACCCCUCAGUACAGCCGUAUAGCCGGAGAUCUGAUGUACUGGGCGCGAAAUGCAUACAAUCCGGCCUUCUACGGACUUACCACUACAAUGGUCGAUACGGUCGAAGCCGAAUGCAUUUCAAUCUGCAAGGAUGUCGGAAUCGAUCUGUUAGGAGCAACCCAUGACCAGGGACUGGCUAUCCAGUCAAGUAUACGCAAAUUAAUCAAAGAGGAACAAAAGCACUCUAAAGGGGCGUUUGUCCACAAAAGGAAUGAGGAUGAUGGUCGACGGAAAAGUGUCGAAAGCACUGACACAGGCUGUGCAGCCGUGGUCAAUGAAAAUGCAAUGCGGCAACCUCAAGCAUAA